Dunckerocampus dactyliophorus (ringed pipefish) is the source of this 3666-nucleotide messenger RNA. It is a transcript of the gene anln, whose product is annotated as anillin, actin binding protein. The record is from RefSeq and is a predicted model, not a curated record. Gene Ontology annotation, cellular component: actomyosin contractile ring. NCBI's taxonomy places the organism in Eukaryota, Metazoa, Chordata, Actinopteri, Syngnathiformes, Syngnathidae. The coding region runs from base 108 to 3503 and encodes 1131 amino acids. Gene Ontology annotation, biological process: mitotic cytokinesis; septin ring organization; actomyosin contractile ring assembly. The transcript has 23 exons.
AGACGACCGAGAAGAAGACACGUUGACACUCAGUCUUCUUCACUUUGUACACACAUCAGUGUACUAGCCGCUACAGAUACUUUACACUUUUAAUAUUUGUAGUCCGAAUGGAUCCUUUUACGGAGAAACUGCUGGAGCGGACUCGGGCUCGCAGAGAGAACCUCCAGAAAAAAAUAGCAGAGAGGCCAAAUGCAGCAAAUCGGCAGAUGGUGAAAAGAGCCCGAGAGCCUCUGGCUGACACCAACAGUGUGAUCGGCGAGCCAGCCACUGCUCCACAGAUGUCCACCAAACCUUCUCCAUCCAAGCGCAGGUGUUCAUCGGAAAAUGUUCAGCCUGUCGAGGGAGACAAGAUUCAGCCUGUGGCGCCUGUGCUCCAAGAUCCCCCAUCAGACAAGAAACCACCGGUCUGCCCCACAAGCGUCCGACCCGCAUCCUCUACGGGAAGGAGUGAUGGCCGUCCUGUUGCUCAGCUGGAAGAGACAAAAACUGUUGAGUCAGAGAGGAUGGCUGUGACUGCUCCGCCCAAGAUGCAGGCUAGCAGAAUUGUCGCCACGGUUCCUGAAACACCAAAGAACAAGGAGGACGCAGCGGAAGAUUCCGCUCUUCCUGCCACUGGCAUGAAGUCUCGUCUGCGCAAGCUUGCUGAACAGAGAAAAUUCUGGGAUGGUGAUCAUGGUUGUUUGACAGACACUUCUGAUGCAGACUCUACACCUCUGUCCCUGCUGAGACAAAAAGAUGAUGUCCCAACAUCCUUUUCCUGCCCUACCGCGUCCUCAGAAACUCCAGUAGGAAGGAGAGGCAGACUGGCUAACCUUGCUGCCACCAUUGGGUCCUGGGAAGAUGAUGUAAGCCAUGCCAUCAUACCCAAAGAGGAAGCUCCAGUAAAGCUCGCUCCAGCAAAGCUCGCUCCAGCUUCUGCUCCCCAGAUAAGCUCGAAGGAUGCAAGUACGGCUGCGGGCGCUCAACAAAAGGCCGCUGAUCACGCAGCCUCCACUUCACCUGCCAGCAAGUCCUCACUCGUCUCAAAUCAGCUUUCACGUUCCUUAGCCAAACCAGGCGCAAAGGUUCCUCCAAGCCCCCAGAAGGCUGACACUCCCGCAGCCACAUCAACCCUUCAGCCAGUGACGAGCCCCCAGAAGACAACACCUGUGCCCCCAGGGUCCUCAUCUUCCACAUCAGUGUCUUGGAAAAAUAAAGACCUUUCCACAGCUCCCAGUUCAUCAUGCACCCCUCAGAAAGUCCAACUCUGUGCUAAAGCCUCUACGCCCAGCGCCACCGUCCCGCAAGGAAAGUCCAGUGCUCCUGGUGUCAAGUCUUUCCUGGAACGAUUUGAAGAGCGAUGCCAGGAGCGCACCAAGCAGUGCUCCCCAGCAGGGGGUGGCUCCCAGACAACGACACCCAGCACUCGACUCGCUCUCAGGACCGCCCAAACACCCAAAACCACAACAGCUGAUCUCAUCCAGAAACAAAAACUGGAGCGGGAGUCCGAACUGGCUCAGAUUCAGAGUCGCUUCCGGGGGAAUAAUAUGUGGAAAAACAGAGAGGCAGGGGCAGAAACCAAGAAAACCAUAGACAGCAAGGGCCAUGUUGGCAAACCAGUGGACAGCGACGACCAUCCAGAAUCACAUUUUAUUGAGACGCCAGCUACGCCUGCAAAGAGCAUUUCCACAGCAGGUUGUGGGUUGCUAGAUCCUCCCCCAUCCUCCACAUCCAGUCCACUGAGAGAUGUUGCCCGUGCAGACAAGGAGACAACUGAUGAAAGCACAAAAGAGGAAGAAGUCGACGAGGGCAAGGAGAUCGAGAUGAAUGUUGACCAGUCCAUCAACUCUGCAGUGAUCAAUGAUCUGUUUGAGGGAGUUCUUGAGCAGAGUGACGAUCAGGAUCGUGAGGAGGAUGAGGAAGAAGAUGCCUUGAAUAUCUCUUCCAUGUCCCUUCUCACGCCCCUGGCAGAGACUGUGGCUGCUGUGGUGAAGAGUCCAGAGAGGAGGAUAAUGACGUCAACUCCAGCUAAUUCGUUCAUGGUGAAGAAUGACACGCCCGACAAGGUUCACAAACCUGGUCAGUUCCAGAGAGCCAACAUAAGAAAGAGCGGCUCGUCUGACAGCAUAGUCGCCUCUGAGGACGAUCAUAAACUACCCUACAGCAUUGAUGCAUAUAGGUCCAUUAGAGUGAAGGAGACUGGGAGAGCCAACAUGAAAGACGUGAUGGUGAGAAAAGAGGACGUUUCUGGCAGAGCAGAGGAAGCGCGAGGCUCCAGCCUGUUUAGCAUCAAACAGAAGAUGAAGGCUCUCACAAAUGAGAUGAACCUGCAGCAGACCAUCAUCCACCAGGCCAGCCAGGCGCUCAACUGCUGCACGGAUGAAGAACACGGGAAAGGAUCCCAGGUGGAGGCUGAGGCGGAGCGACUCUUGCUCGUUGCAACCGAGAAGAGGGAGGUGCUCAAGACAGAGUUACAGCGCCUGAAGGGUGAGGGCCCAGCAGGACAGAAGAAAAACCCUGCGCUCCUCCAGCCUACUGGCAUCUCAGCCUCCAAGGGCUCCAUCAGCCUGCGGGAGUUCCGCUUGCCUCUCAAGGCAGACUUUGUUUGCUCCACUGCCAAUAAGCCAGAAUCCGUCAAGUAUUCUUUCUUCAUAAUGAUUCGGUCUGGAGCAGAAAACAUGGUGGCCACGCCCCUCGCAAGUACACACCGUGGUCUCAGUGGCGACACCCUCACUUUCCCUACAACGUUCAGCAUAUCUGAUGUCUCCAGUGACUUUUGCAUCGAUAUUGACGUCUACUACCUGGUUCAAAAACGUGAGCUGAGUGGUGACAAGAAGAAGAAAGCUGGCAAGUCAAAGGCAAUCACCCCAAAGAGAUUUCUGGCUAUCACAAAAGGCAGCCAAACACCAGUUCUUGCCAGUCCAGGAGGCCCCAACGCUGUUCGGACCAGCAACUUUGUACUGGUUGGAUCUUACAAGCUGACUCUUUCUUCCGUGGGGAAAAACAAAUUUGCCUUGGAGAAGGUGCCGUUCUUAUGUCCUCUGGAAGGUCACGUCCACCUGAAGAUGCAGUGCGAAGUUGGCUGCAGAGUGGAGGAAAAAGGCUUCCUGACAAUGUUUGAAGACGUUAGCGGAUUUGGUGCCUGGCACAGAAGAUGGUGCGUCUUAUCAGGGUACUGCAUCUCCUACUGGACGUACCCGGAUGAUGAAAAACGAAAGAAUCCCAUUGGUCGCAUCAACCUGGCCAACUGUACCAGUAUAGCGGUGGAACCAGCCAACCGUGAGUUCUGUGCCAGACCGAACACGUUCGAGCUCAUCACGGCCCGGCCACAGCGAGAAGACGACAAAGAGACUCUCGUCAGUCAAUGCAAGAACACCAUGUGUGUCACCACAAACUGGCUGAGCGCAGACACCAAAGACGAGAGGAAUUUGUGGAUGAAGAAGCUCAACCAAAUUUUAACAGACGUGCGCAUGUGGCAGCCUGACGCUUGUCACGCAAGCAAAACGCCCAACAGCUUUUGCUAGCAUGCAAUGCAUGCAUCCGAGUGCAUUAUUGUACCUUUUUUCUUCUGGCUAGCUAGCUAUAUACUGUACUGCUACUGUACAUUAUUUAUAUACUGCUGCUGUAUACUAUAUAUUUACUGCUUUCAUUUGCCAGGUAUUUUAUGUUAUCAGUAGCACUUCAAUA